AUGAAACCCAAACCCAGCCUCAUCUUCUUCUUAGUCUUCUCUAUUAGCUUUGUCUUACCGGUCCAAGGCUUUUUAUUAAGGGGCUGCAAAAUCAGCUACAACAUUGCAAUAUGUGAGAAGAGCAAACUCCGAACCGUUCCUCGAGAUAUUCCUCCGACAGUCACCGGCUUCGACUUAUCUGUGAACCAUCUCUCAAGGAUUCAGCCGUCGGAUUUCCCACAUUUCCCACUUCUGCUACGGUUAGACCUAAAUUACAACAACAUUUCACAGGUUGACAGUAGAGCUUUUGCCAAUUUGACUUCCCUUCAGAAGUUGAAUCUUAAUAACAACAAAGUUGCGAGACUGCAGGAGAAUGUUUUUAAGGGUCUAAACAACCUCUCUGAGCUGAGAAUCUCUAAUAAUCGCAUCAAGCACGUGGCAGCCACCUCUUUUGAGUCGUUGACGAGCUUAAAGUUUUUGGACAUUUCCCACAACAAGCUCCAAAAAGUGUCAAAUGUUCAUCUGAUAUUGCAGCAUCUGCCACGGCUACAGGAGCUGGUAGUUAAAGCCAACGAUUUAAAGACUUUUGAUUCACGGGAACUGACAAACUCUUCGCUAGAGCUUUGCGUCCUUGAUUUGUCUAAAAAUCCCUUAAAAGAAUUUAGAGUAAGUGCAGAUGUCUUCCCAAAUCUCACCCGCUUUUACAUCGGCAGCUCUUCCAGUAACAAACCGAUGAUGUGGGACGUGAGGAACACGACCUUCCUGAGACAAGUGUCCAGGCUUGACAUCAGCGAGCUACAAAUGUCUCUUAAAGACAUGAAAUCGCUGUUUGAAGGCGUGAACUCGUCGCUGACUGCCCUGAAGAUGAACGCCAUGAAGCACAACCUGAGCGCCAUCGUCAACAUGUCCUGCACCGUCCCAACCAUGUCCACGCUGCAGUUUCGACGCAACAAUCUCAAAUUCCUCAGUCCCAUUUUCUUCAAACUGUGCGUUAACGUGACUGAGUUGGAUAUAGCGGAAAACAGGAUCGGCUCUAUUUCCGACAAUGCCUUCACGUCCCUUGAUAGUUUGAGGGUUUUGUGUCUGAGUCGCAACAAACUUUCAUGGGUUCCGCCCGCCGCGAGGAGCAUACGGAGCUUGUCCAAGCUGGACCUCAGCACCAACAACAUCAGCAGACUGGAAUGCCACGACUUCGCCAAUAUGACGAGGCUCACGGAGCUAAGUCUCUACCAGAACUCGAUCUCGGCUCUGAGAGAGUGCUUUUUCAAGGAUUUGGUUCGGCUGCAGGUUCUCCGAUUGCAAAACAAUAAAAUAACCAAAUUAGACCUUACUUUCAAAAGGAUUUUACCAAACCUCAAACGGUUACAUCUGAAUGGAAAUAAACUAACGACUAUCCAAAACCUUGAAUUUAGAGGCUUGCAGUCCCUUCUGAACUUAUCAUUGCAUUUUAAUGAAAUAAAGAGUCUCCAUAAGGAGAGUUUUGAUGGACUGACCAGUCUUACUGAUAUUCAGCUGCAGAACAAUGCCAUCACAAUGAAGGACGUAAACACGGGUGCCUUCAAUGCUCUUACUAACCUAAGAAGACUGGAUUUAAGCGAAAAUCGCAUCAAGUAUGACAAAAGUGAAAAACUGCCUCAUCCACCAUUUUCCAAACUCAGCCAUCUGGAGGAGUUGUCUAUCCCCGGACAGCACUACCGCGGGAUGUCUAACCUGCCCAUGAACUUCCUGCAAGGCUUAACAAACCUUUCGCUUUUCAGAGUCAGGAACAUCCAUCUUCAGUCCCUGCACAAAGACACGUUCAAGUACACGCCCAAGCUGGAAAGGCUUGACAUCAGCGCAAAUGAGCUUGAGCUCCCCAAUCCACAAUUAUUUUCCCCGAUUCCAAACCUUAAAAGCCUCUACAUCUCCAGAACGACUUUCCAGUCGCUAGAUUUCUUGAAAUACGCCAACCUGACUGCGCUGGAGUUCCUGCAGGCCAGAAAGAACCAGUACUCAGUCAUCACAGAAGACGUAAUGAGGGCCCUACCAGCUCUGACUUUUCUUGAUUUUCAGGGGAAUAGUUUCACCUGUGACUGCGACAACGCCUGGUUCCUCAACUGGGUAGAAACCGACAAGCAAACGCAGGUCUAUGACGGCUACAACUUUGAGUGCAACUACCCGGAGGAUUUUAAAGGGCAAAAGUUGUUGUCGUUUGACCCAAAGUCCUGCUCAGUGGACAUUGGUUUCAUCUGGUUCAUCUCUACCACAUGUUCAACCAUCUGUUUUAUGCUGGUGUGCUUCACCUACCAUUUCAUGAGGUGGCAGCUGGUCUAUGCCUAUUACCUCUUUGUGGCUUGGCUCUUUGACACAAAGCAUAGGAAUAAGCAGGCUCCUAAUAGAUACGACGCCUUUAUCUCCUACAACAACCAAGAUGAACAAUGGGUGAUCGAUGAGCUUUUACCGAAGCUGGAAGGCGAGCAGGGCUGGAAGUUGUGUCUGCACCAUCGAGACUUUGAACCAGGGAGGUCAAUCCUAGAUAAUAUCACAGACGCCAUCUACGGGAGCAGGAAGACCAUCUGCGUUAUCAGCGACAGAUACCUGGAGAGCGAGUGGUGCUCCAGAGAGAUCCAGGCCGCCAGUUUCCGUCUCUUCGAUGAGCAGAAGGAUGUGCUGAUCCUGGUGUUCCUGGAGGAGAUUCCCUCCUAUCGGCUGGCUCCGUACCACCGCAUGAGGAAGAUACUGAAGAAGAAAACCUACUUGAGCUGGCCGAAAACCAGAGAGCACCCGGAGGUGUUCUGGGAGAAACUGCGCCAGGCUUUGAAAAGCACAGAUGUGAUGGAGGACAACGGCAUCCUCCUCAAUGUGCAAGAGAUUCAGUGA
This is a messenger RNA of Cololabis saira (Pacific saury), 2838 nucleotides long. RefSeq names its product toll-like receptor 22 (gene tlr22). The record is from RefSeq and is a predicted model, not a curated record. The transcript has 3 exons. NCBI's taxonomy places the organism in Eukaryota, Metazoa, Chordata, Actinopteri, Beloniformes, Belonidae. Bases 1 to 2838 code for a protein of 945 amino acids. Gene Ontology annotation, molecular function: transmembrane signaling receptor activity; protein binding. Gene Ontology annotation, biological process: toll-like receptor signaling pathway; inflammatory response; immune response. Gene Ontology annotation, cellular component: membrane.